Cinara cedri is the source of this 4752-nucleotide messenger RNA. Lineage: Eukaryota; Metazoa; Arthropoda; Insecta; Hemiptera; Aphididae. The record is from the annotation of a GenBank genome assembly.
AUGUUUAAAAACGCAUUGUCAACGGCGCAUAGAAUGUUGAAAAACUCGACCGGUUUCCGCGCGCUUUGCACCGGUCCACCAGUCGCCCUCAACGGGAUCGGCCGAAUAGGAAAGUCCGUGCUUAGACAGUCGUUCGAUGCAAACGUUAACGUAAGUACAUAUCUAUUAAAUUGCACAACAGUGAUAACGCAAUAUAGUUGACUUGUUAUCAUGGCUCGGAAGUGUUAGCGUUUUCGUAAUAUUUUUGACGAUAAAGAGAACAUACCGACUUCUGAGUAAAAACACAAAUCUGUUUCAUAUGUCACUGCGGUCGCUAGAUUUUAGAUUCGGAGCGUAGCGAAGGAUCUGUUGGUUUUACUAUGAUGCGUGCUUGCUUUAUUUUAUUAUUUUUUUUUUUUACAUUGUCGAAUUUGAUUUUAGUUUGCGUUUGGUAGGCAAGUACCAAUGUGGAUUGAUUUGUCCGACUAAACAGUAAUGCUAGAAAAUUGACAACGGGGUUUAUUAUAAAUUGUACUCAUUGGUUAUAUGUAUACCCAAACUUAACUACCCACCUACAACAGUGACCGCAACGGUCCCCAGUAUCGGCUCUUUUUAUUUGAUUGGAAUUUCUGUAGUAUGCAAACAAUGUAUUCCAAUUUAACUAUAAACGACUGUUUGGGAUCCGGGAGGUAGUGAAUGCGAUUUCCUAUACGCAAAUGAUAAGAGCACAUAUUUAUUUUUACAAAAGUGUGUUGUAGUACACACUGAAUUACCACCGCCUCGUUAAUGCCACAUACAGAAUUGUUAAUUGUUCCACAGGACUUAUAGAGCUAUUUUACUAUGACUUUGAAAUAAUACGACUAAACGCAUGCGAAAAAAAAAAAGUGAAGUUAUAGGACAAUUCCGUUGAUUUUAAUAAUUUGGUUAUUUUUUGAAAACGUAUCAGUCGCAUUUUACUGUGUACUAUUAUCAGCUUAAAUCAGAAAAUUGUAUUUUACAUUUUUCAGUGCUAUUUAUAAUAUUUAUUUCGGUGAUUUAAGUUCAUUAUUGAAGGCCUAAAAAUUAUAAUUUUUUAGGUGCCGUUUACUUUCGAGCCUUGCUUAUUACAAAACCCAUACUUCCUGUAAAAAUAUAUCAGUGAUGGUGAAAUAACGUUACUUUAGAUUUUGAACAAAUCAAGUUAUGUGUUGAUUUCACAACGAUGGUUUCUUUUUUAAAAUUUUUUUUUUCCUACAAUCAACUUGUUUUACCAGAAAUCUGUUCCGACUUUCAAGUAUAAUUUACAAAAAAAAAAAAUCGUUUCAUAUAUUUCACUAAAGCGUCUAUAUUUUAGAUUCGGAACGUAGUGAGGGAUACCUAUAUUUAUUGUAGUAUUAUUAUAUUUAAAUAAAAAAAAAUAAUAAUUUAAUCAGAAAUUUUGAUCCAAAUUCCAAUCAACGAAAUAAUUGCUUUUUUUGUAUCAUUUUGGACCUAGUAAGUACAUUGAGGAGGUAAUUUUAAUCAGAUUUCAUAAUCAAGAAAACCAGCGGUAAAAACGUUUAGGGAAAAACGGAGAAAUUAAAAGCAUUAAAAGUUGUAUUAUUUCAAUUUUUUUUCCAAAACUCUUAGAAAUUUAAGUUUAGAAUCAUUCUAUAUUUUUUUUGUUUAUUAACUGUAUAAAAAGGUGGUUUUUUGAAUUUUUUUUAUAGUUUUCUUAAUAUAGUUUUCAUAAUCGGAAAACCGGGGAAUACCUACACAGGAAAAACGGAAAUAACCGUUGAGCGAAUGUAGUCAUAUUUUUUAUACUCUUUACAAGUACAAAUUUUAAGGAAUAUUUUGUAUUAUGCUUAUUCUCAGAUAAGUUCUUUUACGUAUAUCUAUGUAUACCUUCCCAGCUUCUCACCAACAGUGGCGUUCACAUCAGCAGUACCAGUUCAUCUUUUAUCACCACUUUUUUUUUUUUUUUAAAAGAUUGUUGCUGUCAAUCAACCGAAAGCCGAUAUAAAGGCUGUGGCUAACGCGUUGAUGUACGAUACGGUAUACGGGACAUUUAACAAAAAAGUCAAAAUAUACAACGAUACCCUUUGUAUCGAUGGUAAUGAAAAACAAAAAUUAAUUAAAAUAAAUUUAACGAACGAUCAAAAUCUCGAACGAGUUUGUUUCUCUGGUAAACUGCAGGUAGACACGUGAAAGUGUUUCACGAGGAAAACGUGGAGAAAAUCAAGUGGAAAGACGUACCUAUCGAAUAUGUGAUCGAUUCGUCUGGGAAAUGCGACGAAAACCAAAAAGCCAUGGUAAAUAAUAUUAUAACCUUAUACUGGUGUACAAAAAUAUUUAAAACACUAGCAUACAAACGGUUCUUUAUAUUGGUUGUUUUCAUUUGAAAAACUCGUCAUCGAGUAGUUAAUAUAUAAUAAUUAUUGUAACAACCGAUUAUAUUUGUUAUUUUCGUAUAUUAACUACAUUGACGAUUUUUGAUAGCUAGUUGUUUUCUUAAUUUUUAGUGUUACGUACACGCAAAUGUAAGGCUGGACAUUAACAAAAUGAUAAGUUAAUUUUAAUUAUUUAAUUUUUUUGAACUAUCAACUUAAGUUAAAUUGAUUUCAAUUUUUAUUUGUUUGCUCAUAUGAAUAAUUAUACUAUUAUUGUUAUUAUCAAUACAUUAUGAAGAUUUUAAAAUACAAUUUUUUAUGAAUACCUGUUAUAUUAUACUGUUGUCGCCAGUUAGGGGAAGUAAGAAGAUUAUCGGACCAUUUUAUUACUAGAUAAUAGCCAAUUGCUUGCUGACCGUUAUAAAAUUGUUAACCAAAUAUAAUUGUUUGCACUAAUUUAGAAACACAUUCAAGCGGGUGCGAAAAAAGUGCUGACCACCACACUGUCCAAAGACAUUCCAAUGUUUAUCAAAGGCAGAAAUUUCGAGACUUACAAAAAAAGCGUGAACGUCGUGUCCUGUGGGUCAAGCACGGGCAACUGCGCCACACUUCUUGUCCAAAUCCUCCACAAAAAAUUUGGCGUCCUCAAUUGUAUGAUGUCAACCACACACCCGUUGAGCCCUAACCAGCACGUGCACGAUGGAUUGGGUUUCGUAAGUGCAACGUGAACGUGGGAAACCACGAAUAGCAAGGCUGUAAAUGAAUUAUAUUUUCAGAAAUCCGGUGUAGGGAACAUCAUGUCCAGUUCCACCGGUGCUGCGGUGGCAUUCUCUUCGACCUUUCCGGAUUUAAAAGACAAAGUGCACGCAGACGCGGCCAGAGUUCCCGUGCUCAACGUGUCCCUGUUAAAAAUUUUCAUGAAGUGAGUACAACCCUCAAAGGGUAUUCCUUUAAUUUGUUUCUUAUCGGGUAGUAAUAGCGUAUUAGGGGGCAGAGAGGUUAGGGAUUUAUAUAACUCCCCCUUGGUCUAUUUACAACGCUUUUAUAUUAUUUACAUGAUAACUCAACCUAUUUAUUUCAAAAUACAAAUUCAUUUAAUUUUUAAUAAUACAAAUCUAAAAUGUGUCUCCAUAAUAAUUAAUGAAAAAAAAAAAAAACGUUUAGAUAUUUAUAUUUUCUUUUUUUUACAUAUAACCAAUACAAACUUCUAUAAUAAUAAUGGAUAUAGAUUAAUACCUAGUAAAUAAACUAAUUAUAAUUAUUCAUAGCCAAUUAUUUUAAUUCAAAUAUUUGGAUGAUAAUUUUGGAGCAGAUUGAAUAAUAAUUUAUUUUUACUUAGAGCGUCAUCGUUAUAUUGCAAUCUGACACAAAUUCCAUAUUUAAUAUCCACCGCUUUUGCAAAAUCAUCAGUACAGAUAUACGUCACUCCAGCGCCGUUUCAUCGCUAAUCUAUAAUCCGGUCUUCUAAUUUUCUAAAAAUUCUAACCGGCUCGUUAAACGUCAUAGAUAUUUUUAUAACAUUACCAUUAUUGUAUCAAUAAACUAUUAAUGCUACAUACAUAUAACGUAUAAUUACCGGUCCCAUCAUACAGCGUCAAAGAAAAAGUCACAGUGGACGCCAUAAAAGCAGAUAUCGUGAGCAAAGUCCAGUCCGAACUGAAGGACGUGCUGAACUACGUCGACGAUUCGUUUGUAAGUUCGGACUUUAUCGGCUGUCAGUAUUCGGGGGUGGUAGACUUCCACCAGAUCCAGGUCAUCGACAACCUGAUCAGUAUCGGCGUAUGGUACGACAACGAGAUGGGGUACGCGUGCAGGGUGUUGGACCUUGUGAAACACAUGGCCGAAGUUGACGCCAAAAGCACUAAAUAAAAAAACUUAAACUCGCUAUAUAAUAUUAUGUACCAACUUUAUGUUUAGAUUAUAACUCUUUAAUCUUUUAUUUUUUAUUUGGGAAUAUAUCAUGAACCGAAUUUUUUUUAUGUUUUAAACUUAUAAUCGAGAAAUGUAUUAGUUUUUCUGUAAAGUAUUUACAAUUUUCCUUUUUUUUUUUUUUUUUGUUCAUUCUGCGAACAAUUUUUUCAACAGAAAUAUUCUUAUCAUCAAAAAAUGAUAAGCAACUUUCUCGUAUUCGGGAUCUAUAGUUGGUGCAUUGUGGUUAUUUGUUUGAUUUUCCAAGCGGUUUUCAUAAUCAGUGUUUAUUCAUGACUAAGGCGCUGAUUUUUAUGCAAUUAAAAAGUCAAAAUAUUAGUGAUGGGCGCAACUGGAUAUUCAUUACUACUGGUUAUUAGUCGGUUUGUAUCGAAUACUACCGAAUAGUUAGUCAGCUAAAAACGUACACAACCAACUAAUAUAAAAUGUUUGAAAUAAAUCUACUAAUUAUUCGUUAGUCGACUAAAUUAGUCAUUAGUCGUUAGUCAUUAAG